AUUUUAUACUUCAGUUCAUUUUCAUUUUUAACAGCUAAAUAAUAUAUAUAAAUAUACAACAAUAUAUUAUAAACAUAUGUCAAUUGAUCAAAAAAAUUGUGUUCUUAACAAUAGAUCCACGCAUUCAUAGACAGAUUAAUUCAGAUUAAUUCAGAGCACCAAGCAGACAGGUCAGUUUGCAGACAAAAUAUUCACUUUCUGCAUCUAUAAGGCGGUUUUCGCAAAUAUAUAUUUUCAAUAUAAUAAUACACGAACAAAUCUGAACAACUUUGUGUCUCGUAACGUUAUUUCAAAUAUCAACUGAAUUUGAACAAUUUCGGUUUAAAAAAGUUAUUUUCUGACCAGUUUUGAAUAAUUAUAUCAAAAUUACUUAAUAUCCUUUCCAACUGAUCAAUCUUGAGUAUUGUCAAAUUGUUCUGCUUACUGACAGGUCUGCUUACGCAGUUGUCUACUUAGUGUAGACCAUUGAUCAGCUUUUCAAAUCUGGUAUUUGUUAUGUUGAGAAAAGCUCGGUUAUUUUUUGCACCAUUUUUUAUUCAAUGGCUAAUAAUUGGGAUUAUUUACUUGAAUUUCCAGCCUGAAAAGCUGGAAGACGCAAAUAGCAAAAAGUACCCCAUGACAGUAACCCCCUCUCGCCGAAACUUAUUUUUUCAACAGCCUCAAAAAUCGUUCCGUUAUCUCAUUGUACGAUAUCUGAGUAAUGACCUGCCACCUUUGCACUCAGAAAAUCAAACUUUUCUAAGCACCAAAUUUAUUGUUGAAAACGAAAAACUACCCAAAAACUUUUACCGGCUCUGGAUUCUGCAUUCGAUUAUUGAUGGAGAAAAACUGCGAAAGUUAAUCAAGCUACUUAAGGAGCACAGCGAAUGGUUUUUUAUCAAUCAAAUUGAUCGCAGUCUGAGUUUGAGAGGACUUUACAGGGGAUCGUUUAAUGUCAAUAGAGCCCGAAAUCUGGGUCUCGAGAUUGGGUUCGAACAUGGAGCGGAUUGGGUUUUCCUUCUAGACGGCUGCACGUUUGUUACCAAUGACUCUUUAAACUUGCUAAGCUCAUUUGUUCAAAAGGAAAAAUCACAUGUUAUUCAUUUUACACCAACAGUAAGAUUAGAACAGUUGGUUACACUCAAUUCCAACUUAAGUUAUGACCACUUAUUUCCGUUUUUUACUGGUCUACAAGAAGCCCAUAUUGGAAUCAAACGUGAAUUCUAUGUCCAGCAAAGUAGGAUCGAAUCUCGCUCGGGACUCAAAUUUUUCCCAGAAGGGAAGUUAUACGGAAACAGAGAUAAAUUACAGCUAUUAGGAAGAUUAUUUAGUGAGUUAGGCGAAGAUCAGAUUCAUUGCAGAUCCGUUUUUAUUGGAUAUCACAGAACAAAGUCCAAAUCACCGACUGACGACUACGACAUCAUCAGAGAAUGUGGAUUUGCUAUCCGACUGCCAUACUAUCUGGAUGACUCGGCUCCUAUCGACCAGCACAUACCUCAAAAAUGGCGCCAAAGAAGAAGAAAUCUCUCGAUAAAAAAUUUCGUGAAAAAGCUGGAAAAGAUUGAAGAUAAUUUUAUCUGGGACAAAGUUUUCGGUCCCAAAAUUCAAUGAAAAAAAAGCUAAAUUAUUGGUGAUUUCUGUGUUUUCCGAUCAAUUUUAACCAUAUCAACAAACUUAUUGAAAUCACUUAAAAAUAAGGCACUAACAUUAAGGACCAUGACUUACCACAAUUUAUCCUCAGAUGUAUUGACUCAUUUGUAUCAUUACUGAUUGAAGAAUUUAAUGUGACAACCUAUGGAAGCUUUCAUGGAUAAACUUGUAAUUAUUUGAAAUUUUCUAUCGAACUCCAUAGUGAUAAUUUUUUGUUAAUAUUAAUGACGCCUUUGUAAAUAUGUAAAUUGUAAAUGUGAAAUUGACAU
Messenger RNA from Symsagittifera roscoffensis, 1898 nucleotides. RefSeq lists its product as uncharacterized. NCBI's taxonomy places the organism in Eukaryota, Metazoa, Xenacoelomorpha, Acoela, Convolutidae. Bases 496 to 1590 code for a protein of 364 amino acids. The record is from RefSeq and is a predicted model, not a curated record. The transcript is spliced from 2 exons.